AUGGUCCGCGCCGCCCUCAACAGCCUUCUGGCUCUCUCGCUCGCCUCCGCAGCAUUCGCCCAUCCUUUCAUUGAAACUGCAUCUGCCAACUACACCGCUCGUCCCACCAAGCGCCCAGAUGUUACGGAUAUAGCCAGUCAGAACGCCGAGGUCGACGCACCCACCCGGAAUGGACUUGGCGGCGAUGAUAUUAUCAUGGACAUCCUGGAGUUCUGUCGCCUUUCUAUGGCGGGAAACUACUCAGAAAUCUGCGGGACCCUGAGCGGGCUUCCCGCUUCACCUGGGGCCGAGACACGAGCCGAGCCCCGCAUCACGGACGGCGUUGUUUGGGGUGGCAAGCCCGGAGUCCAGCCCCGGAUCAGUUCUCCUUCAGGGCCCACUACGAUGCCCGGGGAUCCAGACUGGAUUCCUUUCGAACCGCAGAUCACAGUGACCGUCGUCAACACCGAAGACCCAAUUUCAACUGCCUUCGUCCCAGACCCGACAGUGACCGUUUGCAAGGCCGUCAAGCCAGUCCUCCCCGCGCCGACCAACCACGACGGCACCCUGACGCGCUACGUUUGGACCGCGACUGUCACGGAGUCGGUGAGGCAUUGGUGCCCGACCUACUGCGGACCCUCCCUUGCCCUGGAGACUUUCAGGGUCGGGGGGCAGGGACCCGUGGCAGUGCGCCCAACCACCACCAUCACCAUUCUCGCGGAGAGAACGGCGACCGUGGCCGGGUGCCCUUGGUCUUCCUUAGCGGCCCGGCCAGGCGGAACAGGGACCCACACCACCACCCACACCGUCACAUCCACCAUCCCCUUGGCCGGCUCCUGGUUCCUGACGCUUAGCAUUCCGGCGGGACGUUGA
Messenger RNA from Phialemonium atrogriseum, 852 nucleotides. RefSeq lists its product as uncharacterized. The record is from RefSeq and is a predicted model, not a curated record. Lineage: Eukaryota; Fungi; Ascomycota; Sordariomycetes; Cephalothecales; Cephalothecaceae. The transcript has a single exon. Bases 1 to 852 code for a protein of 283 amino acids.